GGGCCUGGGGCUGGGCGCGAGGUGCCCCCCGGCCGCCGCCCAGCAGCCCGCCGCUCUCCAUCAUGGGCCUCAUGCCGCUCACCAAGGAGGUGGCCAAGGGCAGCAUCGGGCGCGGCGUGCUCCCCGCCGUGGAACUGGCCAUCGAGCAGAUCCGCAACGAGUCGCUCCUGCGCCCCUACUUCCUCGACCUGCGGCUCUACGACACCGAGUGUGAUAAUGCAAAAGGGUUGAAAGCCUUCUACGAUGCAAUAAAAUACGGACCGAACCACUUGAUGGUGUUUGGAGGAGUCUGUCCAUCCGUUACAUCCAUCAUUGCGGAGUCCCUCCAAGGCUGGAAUCUGGUGCAGGCCUGUGCUGGCACGGCCCGCGUGGUGGGUCUCUAUGAGGUAGCCCCAACACCUCCGCUGCAUGUUCGGAGUCCUUCAGUGACGGCCUAG
Messenger RNA from Leptonychotes weddellii (Weddell seal), 437 nucleotides. NCBI's taxonomy places the organism in Eukaryota, Metazoa, Chordata, Mammalia, Carnivora, Phocidae. The record is from RefSeq and is a predicted model, not a curated record.